This is a messenger RNA of Dermacentor andersoni, 447 nucleotides long. The record is from RefSeq and is a predicted model, not a curated record. NCBI's taxonomy places the organism in Eukaryota, Metazoa, Arthropoda, Arachnida, Ixodida, Ixodidae.
AACUAUCAAGAAAUUGCGACAGCUCGGGUCAUGGCAGUCACCACAGUAGCAGAUAUCCAGCGCCUGGCCGUGGCCAAGAUGGAAGAAGACACGAGGACCUACAUCUCCAUCGGGGCAGGCGAUGGACAGACUCUCAGGGAGAACAUCGAAGCCUUCAAGAGGCUACGUUUCCGACCGCGGAUUCUCGUGGACGUGGAAAAGCUGAACACCGCAAUCACCGUCCUGGGCCGGGCAAUAUCCUUCCCAGUGGGGCUGUCUCCAUCAGCGGCUCACAAGUUGCUAAACCCUGCAGGAGAGAUCGGCUCUGCUAAAGGCAAGGCCUUCCAUCAUGUCUUUUACGCCUCUAGAGUUGUCAGUUUUUCUAUGAAGGGUGCUUACAACUGCUUGACCAUGUUGCGAUCUUUGGACUCGCGGUGUUUAUAAUAAAGAGAAUUAUGUCGAAAUCAA